ACUGUGUGCGCGGUUCCGCCAUUCGGGCUCAAAUCUUUAUUUACUUCAAUGCAUGAAAUGUAUCUAAUGAUCCGAUAUGGCGGACAAUUUCAUGCGGAUCUCUUUUCAGCCGGGGUGUGUUUCGCUUUUCAUGGGAAGCUGGCAUUUGAUGCGGUGACUAUCCCAGCUCUGUCAGCACUACUUCUUCCGGGCAGUCUGGACGCCACAGCGAGUCGUUAUCGGAAAGUGACGAGACGGGCCGAGGCUAGCUGGUUCGUAUGCUAAUUUCAGUAGAGGAAAAGAAGCGGCAGAACUAGAGGCAAAUCACUACCCUCGCUUUACCACCACUGGAGACAGCUCUUGGCGAACAGAGGGAUGAAGUUUCAAGCUGAACUCGCAGCACUUCUUCAACACUGGAGGAGAGAGAGCUCAGUCUCUCCGCACAGACCCUGACAGAGAGAGAGAGAGAGAGAGAGACGCAAAUCCACUUUGGAGCAUCUGUGAAGCGGAGGAACGGGAAGAUGCAGACAGCGGUCUGUGGCGGAUCUAACCCGGUGUUUAAAACCAAGGCGACAUGAGCGCGACAUCCAACUCGAAUGUUUUUGUUACCGGUUCUUUGGGGGAUUUUUCUUUCACCGAGUGAAUCUGGACGUGUAGCGGUGACUGCAAUGGAGCGUCGAUCCAACGCGUGAGAGCUGCUGACCGUCUGUGUGUUCGCAGGCUAAUAUUACAGACAAUAAGCAAAGGAAAUUAGCCAUUAGAAACAGUGGCAUCCCGUUAUUUCUAUUGGUAAUUAUAGGAGUCUGUGUUACGAGGCACUGUAGGUAUUUUCCUUUAUGAUACAACUAAGAGGCUAUACUGAAUGUGUUAUUAAUGAUUUAAAAAUCAAUGGUUACACAAGUCACAGGCAGACAGGAGGUUAUUCUGGCUUAUUAAAGGCUCCAUUCAUUCAGCCUGUUUUCAUGAACGUAAUAUAAAUUCUUUUUGUUUGAAGAUUCAGAGGGUAGUCAUGUCAAAAAAUAAGGGUAGUGAGUCUGUGAAGGUGGUAGUUCGAUGCCGGCCUUUGAACCGGAAAGAGGAGUCCAAUGGGCCUGCAGGGGGCAUCGUGCAGAUGGACCUGCGGCUUGGACAGGUGAUCCUCCGAAACCCUCGUGCGUCGGCCAGCGAGCCCCAGAAAACAUUCACAUUCGAUGCAGUUUACGAUGCAAGCUCCAAACAACGAGACCUGUAUGACGAGAGCGUUCGACCCCUGAUAGACUCGGCACUGGCAGGGUUCAAUGGUACCAUAUUUGCGUAUGGACAAACCGGAACUGGGAAGACAUACACCAUGCAGGGUGUGUGGUUGGACCCGGAGAAACGGGGCGUGAUUCCCAACGCUUUUGACCACAUCUUCACGCACAUCUCCCGCUCUCAGUCCGAUAAGCAGUACCUGGUGCGGGCAUCCUACCUCGAGAUCUACCGGGAGGAGGUUCGGGACCUCCUCGAUCCCAACCACGGCACCGCCAGAGCCCUGGAGCUUAGAGAGAGUCCAGACACCGGGGUGUAUGUCCGAGAUCUCACGUCAUGUGUUUGCAAGAGCAUCAAGGAGAUCGAGGAGGUGAUGAAUGUGGGCAACCAGGCGAGGGCUGUUGGGGCAACAGACAUGAACGAACACUCGUCCAGGUCCCAUGCUUUGUUCUUGAUCACGGUGGAGUGCAGCCAGCCGGGACCAGAUGGGAGGAAACACAUUCGAGUUGGACGCCUCAACCUGGUGGACCUUGCCGGCAGUGAGCGCCAAGCCAAGACCGGUGUCCAGGGAGACCGCCUGAAGGAAGCCGCCAAGAUCAAUCUUUCCCUGUCAGCGCUGGGGAACGUGAUCUCAGCACUGGCAGAUGGGCGCAGCGGGCAUGUACCGUACCGGGACUCCAAGCUUACCCGGCUGUUGCAGGACUCUUUGGGCGGGAAUGCAAAGACAGUCAUGGUCGCCACCUUAGGCCCAGCCCCGCAGCACUACGAGGAAACCCUCACCACCCUCCGCUACGCCAACCGAGCCAAGAACAUCCAGAACCAGCCGAGGGUCAACGAGGACCCCAAGGACGCCCUGCUGCGCGAGUUCCAGAGGGAGAUCGCUCGCCUCCGGGCCCAGCUCAACCACAGGAAGUGGAGAAGCAAACAGAAGAAGGAGCAAGUGGAGGGCGAGGGCUGGGAGAGGGAUGGGGAUGAAGAGACGGAGGGCGAGGAUGAGGUGGAGGUGGAGGUGGAGAAGGAGGCACAGGAGUACGUGAAGCUGGAGGAGCAGCGUCUGGAGAGGGAGAAGGAGGCCAUCCGAGAGGAUCAAUUCCUGCUGGCCGAGGAAAAGCAGAGGCUGCUGGGCGAGAAGGAGAGGAUGAUGGGAGAUCUGAGGAAGGAGCAGGAAGCCACCGAGCAGCUGACCGCCAAGUACAAGGCGAUGGAGAGCAAGCUGCUGGUCGGUGGGAAGAACAUCAUAGAUCACACCAACGAGCAGCAGAAGAUGCUGGAGAUGAAACGGCAGGAGAUCGCUGAGCAGAGUCGGAGUGAGAGGGAGAUGCAGCAGCAGAUGUUGGUCCAGGACGAGGAGACGCUGGAGCUGAGAGAGACUUUCACCUCUCUGCAGCAGGAGGUGGAGGCCAAGACCAAGAAACUCAAGAAGCUUUACGCCAAGCUCCAGUGCAUCAAAGCGGAGAUCCAGGACGUGAACGACGAGCACGUGAGGAGCCGACAGGAGCUGGAACAAACUCAGAACGAGCUCACCAGAGAGCUCAAGUUCAAGUAUCUGAUCAUAGAGAACUUCAUUCCUCCAGAGGAGAAGAAUAAGAUCAUGAACCGGCUGACCUUUGACCCUGAGGAGGACCAGUGGAAGUUUCAGCCUCUUGUUCCUGCUGAGAGUAAAUCCUCUCAGAUGAAGAAAAGGCCGACAUCUGCGGUCGGAUACAAGCGACCCAUCAGCCAGUACGCCAGGGUUGCCAUAGCGAUGGGAGCCCACUCCAGAUACAGGGCCGAGAACAUCAUGUUUCUGGAGCUGGACAUGACUCCUCCGAACACCUCCUCGCUGGAUCGUUCCACGGAGGCAGAGCAGAACCAAAGUCGCUCAGUGGACAACUCGCCCACCAAGGACAGGGGCGUCCGCAAGUCUCGCUCCUGGUGUCAGACUCCAAAAUCCAUCGCUUCCUCUUCGUCUAAUGUUUCUCUGGCGGCGUGUCACGCUGCCACACCCACAGCGGCGGCACAGUAAAGCUUUAGCGACAAAGGUUUUUUAUUGAUUAAUAUUAUUAUUAUUAUUAUUUAUUUUUAUUCCUCCUCUGCUUCCUCGUCUUCUUUUCCUCUCCCUCCUUUUGGCCAGUGAUCCUCUGAAAGAUUUCUCAGUGAGGCCGACAGCUGGGACACAAACACCAAACCCUGACAGGUCGUAGACUACCUUUAACGGAGAGCUAAUAAGGAAAUUAUUUCAUGACAGGAAACUAAAUGACCUCAGAAACUCUGUAAAACACCAGUUCCUCCUGCUUCUGUUCUGCAGAUCCAACAGAUCCCCUUUCUUCCCUGCAUGUUUGAGACCAAGAGCCUCGGAUUAUCCUCUGUAAACCACUGGCUGCAGUGCUGUACUGCCCAGACUGUUGUGUGACUGUUGUGUGUGUGUGUGUGUGUGUGUGUGUGUGUGUGUGUGUACAGGGCCUGUUUGUGUUUCUAAUUGUGACCAAUCCAGAACUGAAAGCUCACAGACUGUUUGUAAGAUAUCAGUGUAAAUAUUUCAUGUGUUUUUGGGGGAAGGUUUGAUCUGUUUUCUGUGUCGACGUCAGAGCUCACAGUCCAUUCAGCACAGUAGAAAAUGAUGAUUUACUGUUUUAAUGUGCGCUGUUGUUGGUCAGAUUAGGUAGUCUGAAGCCUGAAUGAUGACCUUUUUAUCAUACCUGUCGUCUCACGUUAUUCCCCCCGUCUCUCCACGGUGUCGAAUUUAUGAGAAAUGCCUUAAAGUAAAGUCAAGAAAAUUAAAAUAUUGAGGCAUGUCACACUUCAAAAAUCAAUCUGCUGGAAUUUCUACUUGACGCAGGGGCACGUUAAAAUCAAGUCAAGUAUCCAAAGUGGAUUAAAUAAUAAUAACGACAAUAGCAGCAUCACUAAUGUGCGUUAAAAUCAGUGCUUUGACACUAAAAUAAUCAUAACUCUAAGGUCUGCUCAGUAGCUUUAUCUGGAGCUGGGUGAAGAUUAGAUGAGAUUAGAUCACUCCAUCAUUUGAAGAAGACCAUAAGAUAUGGCUGAAAGCUCUGAGAAAGCUGAUAUGUGCACCUAACUCACAGUUAACCAUGGGCUUUAAAUGGGUUUUAAACACAUUUAAACAUUAGUUUUGCACAUCAGGACACCUUGUCGUGCUUUAUCCUCUGUCCUGUUUUGUAAUUCAACGUCGCUGAAGUUCAAGAUCGAACACAAACUGAGAUUCCACCUAAACAGACAAGAUGACAAAACUUAGAAAACAUGGUCACACACUGAAGGAUUAAAUGUAGUUUAGUUAAACCAGUGUCCUCAGUGGCCACUUUAUUAGGUACACCUGAAAUCUAAUGCAGCAGCUCAGCUAUAACUUCUACAUUUACAAGAUUUUAUUGUGAUUAUUGUCUGUUAGAAUAUAGUAGAAACAUUUCAGUAUAAUUCAGUCCAACAACACCACCACUGACUACAACCUCAGUAUUUAACAUGACCAUUACAAGCUUCAUAAAAGUAGAAUAUGUGGCAGAGCUGCUGCUGUAAAUGCAGGUAAUUCUUACUUUUUCUCACCACUGUCAGUGAGGAUUUGCUUCCAGUACAUAACCAUGUGAAGUCAGUGUGGCUUCAGACUAUGGGGAACUGUUUUCUGGCUUCUGUGAAAUGACACGGUCGAUUAAAACGUGACUGGAAAAAAGAAAUUAAGAUAGUUUAUAAUGGCUGAAGUGUUUAGAAAGCAGGUGUACAGUCAGGUGUGUCCUUUACCUCCCAGAGGUUGAGCGGAGCAGACCAUGGGGGGGUCAUGCUGACUAAUUAUCACUGUAUUAUUGAUGCCACAGAUCCUGUUGCAGCUGAACCCCCCCUGCAAAGAGCACAGAGCAGACCUUUACUAGUAAAGGUCUAGCAUAUAUUUCCAAUAACCUGCAGGUUUGCAGAUGUUUUUAACUGUUACUGUUACAUGACAUCGUCCUCCUGUGUGAAAAAAAGGUUUCAUGACCCAAACAUCAAAUCCUAUCAUUGAUAUUAUCUGAUAAUAUGACAGAAAUGUGCUUCUUCUUCUUCUUUUGCUCACUUGAGAAGCUGGAGACCAGAUAACAUUUCACAUUUUGACUUUAAAUAUUGUUUCUGUCAGGAAAUACCAAACUCAUCUCUGAGUAAUUCAAACUAAAUACGUGGGAAGAGGUUUUGAAUGAAUUCAAAUCUGCGUUAACCUACUUCCUCCUUCGUCUCGGCCAUUUUACAGACGCACACUGAGGAUUUUUUUGUGUUUAGUCAUCAGUAUCUGGGUACAUAAUUGACCCAGUUUGUUAUGGAAAAAAUAAGACUUGAAAUACUCAGAGGAUUCAUCCAGAUUUCCAUGUUUGUGCUGUGUAAUAGAGGUUAUAAAAAACAUGCAACUAUACCUUUAAUUUGGUGAACGUACACAGGAAGACAUUGUACAUUUAUUUGGAAAUAUUUUAAAUAUUUUAAAGAUCCAUCAGGUCAUAUUUCAGGAAAAGACAUUAAAACAGGAAAAUAUAGAGCAAAUGAUGUCUGAAAACAGCUCCUCUAAAUGUUUAGAGUAGUGUGUGGUUUAUUUGCACCGUGUCGCCUCUGCUGCCUCAGAAUAUAUGUGAGUUUUCCGGACGUGUAUAAACAUUUUUGUCAUAUUAUUCAGUAAGAAAAAAUGUCCAUGUACGUUUCCCAUCCGUGUCAGGGCUGUAAAAUAUUGUAUAAACGUGUGUGUGAGGGGCUGUGAUGGGGGAGGGGAGGACGGAGGAUGCUGAUAGAACGAGGUGGGGAGGGGGAUGGACGGAUACAGGAAUCCAAAGACAAUCAGGAAGUGACUGUGGAGGAGCCUGUUUCCAUGGUAACCUGCCAGUAAAAGGGGUGUGGGGGUGGGGUGUGUGUGUGUGUGGGGGGGGUUAUGUAUAUGUAUGUAUGUAACAUUGUGGGCCGGUCCGGCUGCAAAAAAAAAAAAGAAAGAAAAAUCCAAUAAAGACACUGUCACAGGC
This is a messenger RNA of Lates calcarifer (barramundi perch), 6164 nucleotides long. RefSeq names its product kinesin-like protein KIF3C. Lineage: Eukaryota; Metazoa; Chordata; Actinopteri; Centropomidae. Gene Ontology annotation, biological process: microtubule-based movement. The record is from RefSeq and is a predicted model, not a curated record. Gene Ontology annotation, molecular function: ATP binding; microtubule binding; microtubule motor activity. The transcript is spliced from 10 exons. The coding region runs from base 989 to 3211 and encodes 740 amino acids.